UCAAAAGUCAACUAGUUUCAGACAUAGAUGGCAGCAGCACAUUCACUGGUGGUAAAUUUUACAAGAGUAAACAUUGCUAUUUUCGAUGAAUUGACAAAAAUCUACAGAGAUGUCUUGUCUAAAGAAAUAUCCCCAUUUCAACUUCAAAAGUUAAUUAAAACGCAUCAAGUUAUAAGAAUUCUUCGUCCAGGACAGAUCAACAUUAUCAAUAGAGCAGUUAUAUCAGAUUAUAAAGAAUUCGACAUCACCUUGAUAUAUACUUUACUGAGAAAUGUAUGCCCAAACAUCACACCACCUACAAAUGGUUGGAACAAAAAUCCAGGACCUUCUGAUUUGACAGUUGGGGACGAUAUCGAACGCAUUAGACAAAUAAGAAAUGAGGUCUCUGGUCACUCUCCAUCAGCUAGUAUGUCAGACCAUGAAUACCAGAAAAUCUGGACCAACAUCGAAGAUAUUUGUCGAAGAAUGGAAACAUAUACCGGAUGUUCGUAUCUGCACGAGCUGGCUUCGAUUGAAACCCAAACUAUCGAUAAAGAGACAGAAGAGAUAUAUCUAGAGAAAAUGAGGAAAAUGGACGAAGACCAACGAAAUCUUGGCAACGAGCUCAAAGUAAAGAUGGAUGCAAUAGAUGACCAGAUCAAAAAUGUGACCUCCAUUAUAAAAAGGGGCAAGAAGAAAGGAAUGGUAAGAAAGGUUUUCACCAAACUCUCCCUGAGAAAAAAGCAUGACAGACAUGUUGACAUAGAGGGCAUUCUAGAAUUCACGUACAAAGCAUUCAAGGCAAUAAUUGAAGGCAUGAAUGACAACUGGACUAUAGAGGAAGUAUCAGAAAUAUUGGAUGAAACACAUGAUUACUGCAUAUCUAUCGAAAAUUCUGAUUUAAUUUGCGAACUGCUGGAAAAUAUCAAAUGUAAAGUAUUUGAAUUUACAACCGACGAAGUUAAAUUUCGUAAAAUUGCACUGAAAUUCUUGAAAUGCUUAACAAAGCUUUUUAAGACUUAUAAGGCUAAUUGCACUGGAAUUCAUCUUGGAAGUGUCGUAUGUGAGUUCGACUUCCAAAGUGACGAGGAUUGCAAAACAUUUAAGGAAAGUGUUAAAACAGAUGAAUUCAAAUCAAUAUUUUCUGAAACAAUCCUUUGUCCUAUCCUCCUCGGCAUCUUUAGCGUGAAAGAAACAGACAUAGAUUUGUAUAUGGAAGAUAUUUCUGAAACAUAUGCAUUUGAAAGAGUGGCUCGUCAAGAAAUACGUCAAAUUAACAGAAAACAAGGUAACAUUGCUGCAAUGGAACGACUUCUCAUUCACUUGGAACUGAGUGAUCAUCCCAAAAAAUGGAAAAAGUUUGUAGAUGCCUUGGAAAUGAAUGAAUAUCAUUAUGUGGCAAGAACACUUAAAGGCAAGGAAUUGUUGAAGGUCGCAUUUGAAAGAUAUAGAAAAAUUCUAACGGAACCCACUGUCGGAUUCAUUGAAGAACUCGAUCCUUCUGAUAUCCUCUCAGAACUUCACAACAGACAAGUCAUAAACGAAAUGGAUAAAGAGAAUAUUGAGGCAGAGAAAAAAACUCAGUGUAGAAUAUGUGCCAUAAUGGUCCUAUUAGAUCGAGUGUGGCGCCAUCAUCAACAGUGGUACGAAGAAUUCCAGGAUGUACUCUGCAAGUACUCAUAUCUAGAUACUGAAGCAAUGGAUACUAAGUUUUAUGAGAAAAUGAAACUGAGGAAAACCAAGCCACUAGAGAGACAAGUCAUUUCAAAUGAAUUAUCCUUCUCCCCUCAGGAAAAUUUAACCCCAGGGCAACCUUAUUUACCAAGAAAACUUAAAGAUGUACCGACUGAUGUAUUUGUAAAGUACAGAAAACAUUUGAUUGAAUGUUUGAACCCUAUUGAUAUCCUUCCGCAACUUUGUAUGCGAAAUGUGAUCAACCCUGUCGAUGCAGAAAACAUAAAGGCAAAAAAGGAAUCACAGGGUAAUUCAUGUGCCACAGUUCUUCUACUGGAUCGCGUCCGAUACCACAAUCGGAAUUGGUACGAAGAAUUCCUAGAUGUUAUUUGUACGGAUGGCUAUUCAUAUAUUGUCGAAAAAAUGGAUAAAGAGUUUUAUGAGGAAUGGAAAUUGAGAGCCGAACGAUCGCGACCUCUAGAAGAACCAUUGAACAGUCCAUAUAUUUCGAGUGAAUCUACAACGGAUUAUGUUUCCGGUGUUACAACUCACAGUUCCAAAAUUGAAACCAGCCAGGAAAGAUCGUUUUCUGACAAAAUACUUCCAAGUUCGUUCUAUACUGUUCCUGGCAUGACAUCAGAGCGUCAGUAUUUAGUAAAAACGCAGAAAGGCCAGGAAAUACCGAGGGACAUAUUCGUCAAAUACACAAAACUUUUAAUUGAAAGACUGGAUCCAUCUGAAAUCAUCAUAGAUCUAUUUCAUAGAUACGUGAUAAACCAAAUGGAUAAAGAAAACAUUGAGUCAGCAGAAUUAUUAAAGGGUAAAAUGUGUGCCACAGCUGUUCUGUUGAAUAGAGUUUGUCGCCACCAUCCAAACUGGUACACAGAAUUCCUGGACGUUCUUUGCAAGCACUCUUAUUUGUUUAUUGUAGAAACAAUAGAUACGGAUUUUUAUGAGAAAUGGAAUUUGGGAAAUAAGGAAGAUACCGAAAAUCAGAAUGUUUUAAACUUAAGUUUUGAGGAAAGUGAACUUCUCAACCAAGAGUAAAAAUGUGUUACUUAAUAAUUAUCGACACCGAUUGUAUUUUUGAAAUGUUUUUCAUUUUUGUGUGUGUGAUACCUGGUACAGCUUCUGGACAAAGAUUUGAAAUGCGUAUUGUGCAGUUUUUUUCAUGUGGAUUUUUUUGGGUAAAAAAAAAUAAUAAAUGAAUGAAUGAAUGCAUUAAGGAUGACAUUCACUUAGACUGCAAAAGAAUUCCACGAAUGGCAAUGGAAAACAACCUUUGUACUUUGUGAACCUAUGAUUAUGGUGUUAUUUUCCACUUUCAAAUAAGUAGGUCUAUGAC
This is a messenger RNA of Saccostrea echinata, 2998 nucleotides long. RefSeq lists its product as uncharacterized. NCBI's taxonomy places the organism in Eukaryota, Metazoa, Mollusca, Bivalvia, Ostreida, Ostreidae. Gene Ontology annotation, biological process: regulation of apoptotic process. The record is from RefSeq and is a predicted model, not a curated record. The coding region runs from base 28 to 2700 and encodes 890 amino acids. The transcript is spliced from 10 exons.